Molecule: messenger RNA, 1218 nt
Organism: Thelazia callipaeda (thelaziosis nematode)
Lineage: Eukaryota; Metazoa; Nematoda; Chromadorea; Rhabditida; Thelaziidae
Source: the annotation of a GenBank genome assembly
AUGGGAUUUGAUCUAACUCAGUUGAGUUAUUAUUCGGGAAAUCAAAUUCAACAAACAGCUUUCGCUUCUUUAUCACCUAUCAGAUGUGAGGAAAUUAUGCAUCAAGCUGAUAACACACCAGUUUCCAAACGUGUUCCAAACUGCCAGAAGUGUGGCCAACACGGACGUAAAUCACGGCUUAAAGGUCACAAACGUGUAUGCCCUUACCGAGACUGUGAGUGUGCAAAGUGUCAAGUAGUUAGCGAAAGACAGAAGUUGAUGGCAGAUCAAAUAAAAAUACGACGUCGUCAACGAAAAGAUACAUUGUUAAAUAUCACGCGUGAAAAUAUUACGGCAACUUUGAAUGCAGCUGCAGCUGUUGCUGCUUCUGGACCACUGCCUUAUUUUCACAACUUUAAUGCUUUAUUUUACAAGCAACUUCAACAAAAUAUGCGUCAGCCGGCAGUGGCAGCAUUUCUACCAAGUAAUUCACCUCCUAGCGAUAGAAUGAUGGAAGCUGCUGCAUUCAACAGUACUUCGGCCAAUCUGAGUAACUACUUAACAAAUUCAGCGCCUACAUCAAAACUUGGCCAGCAAACUCCACAACAUCACCAACAGCAACCGCAACAUCAGCAACAACAAGCUUCUCCAUCUAGUCUACCUCAUUUGCAGUUUCUUCUACAACCACAAGCCACAACUCCGACAACCACAACUACAAGUACUCUUGCUGAUGGCGAUAUGCCACUGCACUCACUCACACCACCUUGUAACCAGUCUGAAGAUAACGUUCUCAUCGGUAAUAAUCCUCCAAUAGCUGUACCAGUGCCAAUUAAUCCCAUCGCAGUGAGUGCCUUGGCACCAAAUCUUUCAGCUCAAGAUGUGCUCUCGAGAACACUACAGCACCAGCAGCAUCAACACCACCACCACCAUCAACAACAACAACAACAACAUCAGCAAGAACACCAGCAGCAUCAUCAUCAGCAAAGAGAGUUAAGCACAUUAAAUGUCAAUCAGAGUUUGGCCAAUGGGCAAAUCUCGGCAUUUUUGGAAAACGAACAGUUGUUUCAAACACUGCUUAAUAAUAUGCGACAACUAGAGCGAAAAAUUUCUGUUGAAGCAGCCAAAGUGGCAGCUGCGACUGCUGCCAUACCUGAUAGCAGCAGUGGUAGUGGCAGUAGCAGCAGACCUGAGACGACUAAUCACUUGCCAGGCAUAUUCGUUGAUGUUUGCAGCGUGUAA